AUGGCCGAGUCUUCAGUAAAGGACCGCCUGCGGCUACAGUCAAAUGCCUUUGAUGGAAUCCUGAGUCUCAUACCUGCCAAGAUGUACUACGGUGAAGAUACAAGCGAUCAAUGGAACAAGAAGAAGCAAACCAAGGAGGAAGCCGCCGCCGCCCGUCGAGGAAAGCUGGAUCCUGAUAGCGAGCUGAACCGAAACGCCAAAGAGGUCAUGGAUGAGCGUGCCAAGAACAAACGUAAGCUGCGCGAGAUGGAGCAGCAAGAUGAAGCCGAGGAUGAUGGCGAUUGGGAGGAGUACGAGCCGGUUCCCGGUGUAGACAGCGAGAAGCCUGGCGAGGGUCUCAAGGCGACCAAGACCGAGAACAACAAGAAGCAGAAACUUGACGAGGACGAAAGCGAUGAUCAUGAGCCAGAGGAUUCAGCGGAAUCAGCCGGAGCGACCCAAGGUUCCAAGCUCUCAAGGAGAGAAGAGAAGAGAGCGGCCAAAAAGGAAAAGAAGAAGGAGAAGAAGACCGAGAAGCCAGAAAAGAAGGAACAGAAGAUGAUCAAGGCAGAGACACCCAAAACUGAGACAAAUGCUGCGCCAGCACCCACACCAAAAACUCAGAAGCAAGCCGCCAAGAAGCAGGCAAAAAAACCCUUCCACCAAGGUGCAGAAGCAAGAGGAGGCCAAUGA
Molecule: messenger RNA, 672 nt
Organism: Fusarium poae
Lineage: Eukaryota; Fungi; Ascomycota; Sordariomycetes; Hypocreales; Nectriaceae
Exons: 3
Coding region: 1-672 (223 amino acids)
Source: RefSeq, a predicted model, not a curated record